Molecule: messenger RNA, 4335 nt
Organism: Carassius carassius (crucian carp)
Lineage: Eukaryota; Metazoa; Chordata; Actinopteri; Cypriniformes; Cyprinidae
Product: protein argonaute-1
Exons: 19
Coding region: 393-2969 (858 amino acids)
Molecular function (GO): protein binding; RNA binding
Source: RefSeq, a predicted model, not a curated record
AAUCUCAGCAGUGGGAGGAGAAGAAGCAGAAGAAGAAGAAAAAGAAGAAGAAACGGGGUCUCGGUCUGCGGAGGGGGGUGACGGACGGGCUGAGCGUUUUUUGUUCCCCUGGUGCAUCCUGCAUAAACGGUGAGCAGGAGUUACAUCGACCCGAACCAGAGCAGCCCGACCUGGACAGAGCCUUGAGGAGCUGGUCGUCACGGAUCGGGACUAAGGCGCUUUUGUUUCUCUCUCAACUCCUGCGGGUUUGUGGGCUCCAGCGGCGGCGAAGACGAUCCAGCUCGCCCAGGGAAGGAGGCUGGAAGUCGGGGACGCUUCCAGCCUGCAGGGCCGGGCGCCGUGGCGACAGAGCAUCCGGGAAUUGGUGAACCCUUUGGGGCUCAGUGGAUGGGAUGGAGCCGGGGCCAUCUGGCGCUGUGCCCAUCGGGCCGUACCCCCCGCCCCUGCAGCAGGUGUUUCAGGCGCCCCGCAGGCCGGGCAUUGGCACCGUUGGAAAACCCAUCAAGCUGCUCGCCAACUACUUUGAGGUGGAAAUCCCAAAAAUGGAUGUGUUCCACUAUGAAGUGGACAUCAAACCUGAUAAAUGUCCUCGACGGGUCAACAGGGAGGUUGUGGAGUACAUGGUCCAGCAUUUCAAACCGCAGCUGUUUGGCGACCGAAAGCCAGUGUAUGAUGGGAAGAAGAAUAUCUACACUGUUUUAGCGCUGCCUAUAGGCAGUGAAAAGGUUGAUUUCGAGGUGACCAUCCCCGGCGAGGGGAAGGAUCGCAUCUUUAAAGUGUCCAUUCGCUGGCUGGCCAAAGUGUCAUGGCGGCUGCUGCAGGAGACGCUGGUCAGUGGACGUCUACAGGUCCCGCUGGACUCUGUCCAAGCCCUCGAUGUGGCCAUGAGACACCUGGCCUCCAUGAGGUACACUCCUGUGGGACGCUCCUUCUUCUCUCCUCCUGAAGGCUACUAUCAUCCUCUGGGUGGAGGCAGAGAGGUCUGGUUCGGCUUCCAUCAGUCUGUUCGGCCGGCCAUGUGGAAGAUGAUGCUCAACAUUGACGUGUCUGCAACAGCCUUUUAUAAAGCUCAGCCUGUCAUUGAGUUCAUGUGUGAAGUUCUGGACAUCCGUAACAUCGACGAGCAGCCGAAGACGCUCACCGACUCGCAGAGGGUUCGUUUCACCAAGGAGAUCAAAGGUCUGAAGGUGGAGGUUACGCACUGUGGUCAAAUGAAAAGAAAGUACCGCGUCUGUAAUGUCACACGACGUCCUGCUAGCCACCAAACGUUUCCUCUGCAGCUUGAGAGCGGACAGACAGUGGAAUGUACCGUGGCUCAAUACUUCAAGCAGAAGUACAGCCUGCAGCUCAAGUACCCUCACCUGCCCUGUCUCCAGGUGGGCCAGGAGCAGAAACACACCUACCUGCCCCUGGAGGUGUGUAAUAUUGUAGCAGGGCAGCGGUGCAUCAAGAAACUGACAGAUAAUCAGACGUCCACCAUGAUCAAAGCCACAGCGAGAUCAGCUCCAGACCGACAGGAGGAGAUCAGCAGACUGAUGAAGAAUGCUAACUUUAAUCUGGAUCCCUACAUUCAAGAGUUUGGGAUCAAGGUGAAGGACGACAUGGCCGAGGUGACGGGCCGAGUGCUUCCCGCUCCCAUCCUGCAGUACGGCGGUCGGAAUCGUGCAAUUGCGACUCCCAACCAGGGUGUGUGGGAUAUGAGGGGAAAGCAGUUCUACAACGGCAUCGAGAUCAAAGUGUGGGCCAUCGCUUGCUUCGCCCCACAGAAACAGUGUCGGGAAGAGGUGCUCAAGAACUUCACGGACCAGCUGCGUAAGAUCUCGAAGGACGCUGGGAUGCCGAUCCAGGGUCAGCCGUGUUUCUGUAAGUACGCACAGGGAGCCGACAGCGUGGAGCCCAUGUUCAGACACCUGAAGAACACCUACUCCGGCCUGCAGCUCAUCAUCGUCAUCCUGCCCGGAAAAACCCCCGUCUACGCCGAGGUCAAGCGUGUGGGAGACACUCUUCUAGGAAUGGCCACUCAGUGUGUUCAGGUGAAGAACGUGGUGAAAACCUCCCCUCAGACGCUCUCCAACCUCUGCCUCAAGAUCAACGUCAAACUCGGCGGCAUCAACAACAUCCUGGUGCCGCAUCAACGGUCGGCCGUGUUCCAGCAGCCGGUGAUCUUCCUCGGAGCAGAUGUCACUCACCCGCCGGCUGGUGAUGGGAAGAAGCCAUCUAUUACUGCGGUGGUGGGGAGCAUGGACGCUCAUCCCAGCAGGUACUGCGCUACAGUUCGAGUUCAGCGACCCAGACAGGAGAUCAUUGAAGACCUGUCCUACAUGGUGCGAGAGUUACUCAUCCAGUUCUACAAGUCCACCCGCUUCAAACCCACCAGAAUCAUCUUCUACAGGGACGGCGUGCCAGAAGGACAGUUACCACAAAUCCUGCACUACGAGCUGUUGGCCAUCAGAGACGCCUGCAUCAAGCUGGAGAAAGACUACCAGCCGGGCAUCACCUACGUUGUAGUGCAGAAACGCCACCACACACGCCUCUUCUGCGCUGACAAAUCUGAAAGAAUCGGGAAGAGCGGGAACAUCCCAGCAGGAACUACGGUGGACACCAGCAUCACGCAUCCGUUUGAGUUUGAUUUCUACCUGUGCAGUCAUGCAGGUAUUCAGGGCACCAGCCGACCCUCGCACUACUACGUCCUGUGGGACGACAACCACUUCACAGCAGACGAGCUGCAGAUCCUCACCUACCAGCUGUGCCACACAUAUGUGCGCUGCACCCGCUCCGUCUCCAUCCCAGCGCCUGCGUACUACGCCCGACUCGUGGCUUUCCGUGCACGAUACCAUCUGGUGGAUAAAGAGCACGACAGCGGGGAGGGCAGUCACGUCUCUGGACAGAGCAACGGUCGAGAUCCUCAGGCGCUGGCCAAAGCUGUGCAGAUUCACCACGACACACUGAGGACCAUGUACUUUGCCUGAGCAGAUCUUUACCACACGCUGGACCAUCACACAUCCCUCGAAACAGUUCACAGGGUGCUACCAGUCCUACAGAACCCAACACGGAGGCUCAGACUUUGUGUUUUGUUGAAUCCGGUUGACCUAUGCUCUUUUUUAUUAUUUAAUUGUGUAUUAUUGUAUACUACCUUCACACUCCCUCAUGUACGGAUGUAUGCAAUACGGAGGUAAGGAACGCAGACGAAGCUGUAGUUUUGUACGCCACCACAAAGCUGCCUCUUCACAUGACGCCAGACUUCAAAGGAACUGUUGUUACUUCCUCGUUAUUUUUCUUGUUGUGUUGAAUUUUCGUUUGAAAUGUUUAUUUUUGUGAAUGACUUGGUACAUUAGCACUUCGUUGUAGUUGAAAGACACCACGGGCCCUGCGUUUACAUGUCGCAGGUGGAGAUCGACUGUAGCGUAAGACGCAGAAGCAGGUGUCUCUGAUCAAUUUUAGAAUCGGCGUUAGUGGUCAUAUUAGCAUAACGAUAGAUGGACCACUGAGUGCUCACUGCGUUUGCACUCUCACAUCAGCAAGCAUAACACCGAAACCAGCAUUAUGCACCAGCCAAAUUCCAUGCAACUGCUGAAAAGAGCCCUCAUCUGUAAAACAUGUGUUUUACUGCACUUGAAAAGGAUGAUUUUUUUUUUUACUUCCAAUGCACAUAAAUCUUUCUGAACUCACAGGAAUAGUUCACCCAAUAAAAAAAUUCACCCUUGUGUCAUUGCAAACCCUGGAUUUUUUUUCUUCCGUGAAACAGAACGAGCUGUUUUCAGUGCAACACUAGGUAGAGGGUGAUUUUUACUGUAAAGCGCCAUAUAAAUGUAUAAAACUAGCCUGCAUGACUUACAUAUUAUAGCCCAGUCUUUCUGAAAUCAUAUUUUAGAUUUGUGUAAGAAAAAGACACAAAUUUAAGUUAUUGUUCACUAUUUUUUUACUUUUAGCUUUUUGUUUUUUAAAUGCGUCUGUAAAAGAUAUUUGAGAGCUGCAAUGAAGGAGACGAUAAUCAGUUAAUAAUAAUAUAAUUUUAGGUCUGUUCCUUACAUAAAUGUAUUAUGAAUACAGAAGACUUGGAUUAUUUACAUGGCAGUAUAAAUUACCAUCCAACUUUGUUGUACAGAAAACAGAAUAUAUAUAUAUAUAUAUAUAUAUAUAUAUCAAGUUACAUUUUGAUAAAUCAUGACAAUGUAUUUCUUUGGAAUAACAUGCACUUAUUAAUGCAUGCUUCAUAAGGUUUUGAUUGUUCUUGUUGUUUCUUCAUUAACAUUUUUGGGUGAACUUUUCCUUUAAAUCCUUUUCUUCAACUUGCCUCUGUAAACAAAGCAAAACAAGGUCACUGAGGCAAGUCAU